This is a messenger RNA of Pygocentrus nattereri (red-bellied piranha), 4078 nucleotides long. RefSeq lists its product as uncharacterized. Gene Ontology annotation, molecular function: DNA-binding transcription repressor activity, RNA polymerase II-specific. Lineage: Eukaryota; Metazoa; Chordata; Actinopteri; Characiformes; Serrasalmidae. The transcript is spliced from 3 exons. Gene Ontology annotation, cellular component: nucleoplasm. Gene Ontology annotation, biological process: negative regulation of transcription by RNA polymerase II. Bases 397 to 3849 code for a protein of 1150 amino acids. The record is from RefSeq and is a predicted model, not a curated record.
CGGUCUGGCCACUUUCCUUCUCCACUUACUGGCUUAUUAAAGGGUUAUAAGCGAAGUAUGUUUGUGGUACAUAAAAAAAAGGCGAAGUCGAAUAGCACAUUGCAUACGAGUCCAAACAAACAAACAAACAAACAAACUGCGGGAACUGAUGAGCACACUUGUGGAAACAGGACCGAGUUGACAGACGGACUGACGCAUGCGCAGUGCUAACCGAUUAAAAACCCCGCAUGCGCAGGAGAUGUCGUAAAUAAAAACACGUUUUGGAGGAAAACAGAGGAAAAUGAGCUGAUAAUUUGUGCGGAUUUGAGCAGGACGGCGUGCUGCCAGGUGUCUCAGUGGCUGGAGUCUGACGGUGUGUCCCAGAAUGUAGUUUAAUGUGUUUGGCAGGUGUCCUAUAUGAGGAAGGUUGCCAUGGAAAUUGUGUUUGAGAAGACAGUGGGGAACGAGGUUGAUGCUGAACUGGAGCUACAGCAAGUUGUGAACGCUAUUACGCAACGGACUCAAGGCACCUGUAUUGUUCCAAAGCAUUACAACCUUCAAGAGGAUUCCAGUGAGGAGGAUGAUCUCACCCCAGGACACACUCUUCAGGAAGGCUCCGGAGAUUGUAUGUGCUGUGUGUGUGGUGAAACUUUCGCUUUCCUCAACAACCUUAUUGAGCACUUCAGUGUGCACAAAGAUGAGGUGCGCUGUCACUUGUGUCAGGUGACGUUCACUCGCGUAAUCUCAUUGGCUUUGCACCUGGAAAAUGCCCAUCCUAAGUACCAUCUUUACUGUAAAAGCUGCAAAAUCAGUUUUCUUAAUACGUGGCAUAUGAACCAACACAUGGAAAAACAUCUUGAAAUGUUUCAAAACUGCAAAGUUGAGGAACCUGACGAUCUGAUGUCAUCUUGCUCAAUGAAACAUAAGUCUGUGGAUGAGGAUGUGGAGGAGGUCGUCAUUGAGAAAGAGGAGGUGGAAAUAAUGUACUUGAAGGAGGAAGAGGAAGAGAAGGAGGUUGUAUUGAGGAAGAUGCAGGAGACAAAGGAAGAUGACAGUGAGGCUAACCUUUGGGAGUGUGCACCUAUUGAGGAAGAUAUAAUAAAGGAAGAAGAUGAGGAAAAUGUUGAGAUCAAGGAGGAAAGUGACUCUUCUCUCUUAGAUGAUUCAGUAUACUCCCCUGCGAGGUAUCUGAACUUGGAUUCAGAUACAGAUGCAGCAUUUUGCAUGUCCUCAGACAGCAAUAGCGACGCCCCAGUGAAUGGUUUGCCAAGAUUACUUCGCAAAUCACAGGGUUUAAGGACCAGGAGCAUCCAACAGAGGCAGACUUGUACAAACACUAAUGAGAAGCCAAGGGAGACGAAGGAAACCAGCACUACAAAGACCACAGAGGAGGAUCAAAUAGCGUACACAAUCUUGAGGGAUCAUAAUUACUUUUGCACACACAGCCUCGGAAAUCCCUGUGGUUCAGAUCAAGCACCUGCAUACAACACUCGCAGUUCUGCCAGGUUCAAUACAGACAGUGCUAAAAACAUUAGCAACGCAACUUUACAUGCAUUUAAUAAUGAAGAAGACACUAUGGAUUGUAAGGACGACCAGCAGGAGAAGGUUGAAGUUGUGGUGCUUCGCACUAUGCCACGGAGAGAGGACACAAAUCAUAAAGGUAGAGCCAUAUUGCAGGCAACAUAUGAAAAGGUGUUCAAAAUCCAAAAGCUGGGGAAUAUGCCCAGUAACACAGAACAAGAACCCCCUCGCAGGUCCUCAGUUUCUUCCUCUACCUCAGCUGCAUUGGAGCUGGCGCAGCUGGAGCUUGACAUCAAGGUGGAGGAUGACAGUGAGGAUAACCUUUGGGAGUGUGCGCCCAUUGAGGAGGAUAUUCUAAAGGAAGAGGAUGAGGAAAAUGUUGAAAUCAAGGAAGAAAGUGACUCUUCGCUUCUAGAUGAUUCAGUAUAUUCCCCAGAGAAAGAUAUGAACUCUGAUUCAGAUUCAGAUGCAGCAUCUUGCAUAACCUCAGACAACAAUGUCACUGUCCCAACGAAUAUUUUACAAAGAUUACUUGGCAAAUCAAAAGGUUUAAGGACCAGGAAUGCCCAACAGAGACAAACUUUUACAAACACUAAUGAGAAGCCAGUCAGUUCUGUAGAAGUCAUUGUAGGUCCUGAACUUGGCUCAUCUAAUGAGAAACUACUCAGUUCUGGAAACGUCAGUACAGGUCCUGAACCCAACACAUCUAUUGAGAAACCAUUUGGUUCUUUUAAAGUCGUUGCAGGUUCUGAACCCAGCACAUCUACUGAGAAACCACUCAGUUCUGUGAAAUUCAUUGCAGGUCCAGAACCCAGUUCAAUUAAAGGCUCUCAGAUUUGUAGUUUGUUCACAUGUUACAUGUGCGGGGUAACAUGUGGGAGUGAUCAGUUGCUGCAGAAACAUCAGGCUGAGAUCCACCCCUUAACGAAGUAUGUCUGCUCAGCCUGCCUCUUAGUGUUUCCCAACCAGACCUCUUUCACAAAGCAUGCUUGUUGUACCAGGGUGCCCAGCGGCCAGAUCCCUACUCCGGCCAAGAUUGCAAACACGGUCAAAAGUCCCUCGACGAUGAUUCUAAAAUUUGUGCCUUCACCUGCUGUUGGAGUGCCUUCUAAGCAACCCCUCAACAAUGGCUGUAGUCAGGCCGUUUCCUCCCUGAAUGUCAUCUACUCCAACAACCUCAUUAACGUUGUUGACACAUCGCAGAAACAUGGCACCUUGUCUGCUUCCACGAUACCUGUGUUGCCUGACAAGCCAUCCUAUACCCAAACAGCUCCAGUGCAGGUGAGUGCCACUAUGAUGUUAAACAGUGAACAGAAGGUGAAGAGUUUGGUUUUAAAGGGGCAGGACCCUGCAAGUUCUUUUACUACUUCUACUCAGGACAAGACUGGACCAGUGCAGGUGUUGAUCCCUGCUUCCUCUUCAGCCAGCAUGAAGCCAAGAGAAGUUGUUUUACAAGGCGUUGUCCUGCCUCAGCAACGCCCAGUUCGUGUUCCUGUCUGUACAUCCUCACCUGUAUCUCUCUCGGCAUCUAAUCAGUCCAAGGUUGCUCUCCGUAUCCCUACAUAUCCCACUACUUCUACAAACGUUACUGUAUCUUUCUCCCCUACGCCUGUCCAGUUUCCUACACCUGCACUUGUUUCGGCUAGCAGUAUGAAGACACUACCUCUUUCUACAAGCCAGAGACUUCCAGGAAAUGUCAGACCUGUCACAGUCCCUUUAACCCAGUCUGUUCCUGCUCCUGUCGCUAGUGCAGCAUCCACCCAAGCCCAUGUCAUGGCCCCCAUACAAUCCAGUAUUAACCUUGAGGGAUCAUGCAGCACCUCUUCCCCAGUCCAAGUCCCCCCAUCUUCUGAAAACCACGUAAAGAUAGUUGCCAUGUUUGUUAAUCAAAGCCAGGAGCUGGUGAUUCAGAAGCGUCUACGGCAGAGCUGGCACUCCAAGACCAUCUUCCCGUGCCGUCACUGUGGUGCCAUUGCCAGACAGCCUUCACUGGGCAUCCGGCACCGCUAUCAGCACCGGGGGCCACGCUUGCAUAGGUGCCAGUGUGGAAGGACCUUCCAGCGGCAGCUGCAUUUGCUGCGUCAUCAGGUGCAGCAUGCCGAAGCCAUGCGGUAUGUGUGUGCAGCUUGUGGACAAACAUUCCAAGGGACUCAUCAUUUGGCCAGCCACAAGCGGAAGGUGUUCUUUAGGUUUAGGCCAUCAGACAUGAAAAAGGGUACCAGACGAGAAUGCAGGAACGUGUUUCAUUGUGACUGUGGACAGGCUUUUGCGAGAUCUUCUGCCUUACUGUGGCAUAUGCUUAAAAACUCCAAAUCCAGCAAACGCUUUAAAAAAUUGUUGCUGAUUUAGCCACCUAGCUAAACAUGGAUUUUCAGGGAUGUUUAUUUAGUAAAAGGACAUUAAAGUAGUGAAAGGCCUACUGAGCACUGCAACUGUUUUUUCUGUUGGAUUAAGACUAACUAGAUAUUUUGUUUGAAGAGUUAAUGCUGUGAUAUAUAGACCUAGAUUUGUAUGAUCAUAUUGGUGGUGGGUCUGACUCAUGUAUUACUCUGAAAUUAAAACAGGUUUUUAAACAAAA